AAUUCACUAACAGGAAUCUCAUAGAGAAGCAAAGAGCUCAUACAUUCAUCAAGUGACAAUCCAUAUCCAAGUAUAAUGGAGAAGGUUAAUUGCAAGUUGUUGUUCUGCAUUGCGCUCUUGACUUUCGUUGUUUUUUGUGGGAACAAGAAUCGUAUUGGAGCAGAAGGCAGAUACUUAAGCAAACCAUGUCAAAGUCAAGAUGAUUGUGCUUCAUGGGGCCAACAAUGCCACUGUGACUUGGGGCUCCAUAUGUGUUUGUGCAAUGUACCACCAAGUGUAAGAUCUCCACUAAAGUCCAUGGGACGUGAAGAAGGAUAUUGAAAAGAACAUGGAUAUCAUAUGAAUAAAGCAAUUGAGAGGAAAGAAUGAGUGUUGAAGUACAAUUUUCUUUGCAAGACAAUAAAUAUUUGCAUAAAGU
Molecule: messenger RNA, 418 nt
Organism: Linum trigynum
Lineage: Eukaryota; Viridiplantae; Streptophyta; Magnoliopsida; Malpighiales; Linaceae
Source: the annotation of a GenBank genome assembly